UCUGCAUUUACCCAUUUCUCGCACUUGCAGUUGCAGGUGGUGCAUUCUUUAUUAAUGGCUGCUCCAUUCCCUUCAAUAAUAAAUCCACACCAUAAUUCCAAUUAAACCUCUCUCUCUCUCUCUCUCUCUCUCUCUCUCUCUCUCUGGGGAAUUGCAAUGGCACUUCUCUCCAGAGCCAUCGCCUCUGUCACCAAACCCACCGCACCACGCCUCCACAAUCUCAUCCGAUGCAUGAGCAACGUCCCCGAAAACACCGUAUACGGAGGACCCACGACCCAGAACCCUAACCAAAGGGUGACCCUAACACACUUAAAGCAGAAGCAUCGCAAGGGCGAGCCUAUUACCAUGGUGACUGCCUACGAUUACCCCUCCGCGGUCCACCUCGACACUGCCGGCAUUGAUAUCUGCCUCGUCGGCGACUCCGCCGCCAUGGUAGUCCACGGCUACGACACCACUUUACCAAUUUCACUCGACGAGAUGCUCGUCCAUUGCCGCUCCGUCGCGCGGGGAGCUAAGAUGCCGUUGCUCGUUGGGGACCUCCCGUUUGGCACUUACGAGUCCAGUACUCAUCAGGCAGUUGAUACGGCAGUUAGGGUUCUCAAGGAAGGGGGAAUGGAUGCAAUUAAAUUGGAAGGGGGUGCACCGUCAAGAAUCACAGCAGCUAAAGCAAUUGUGGAGGCCGGAAUUGCCGUAAUGGGCCAUGUAGGGCUUACUCCUCAGGCCAUCAGUGUUCUUGGUGGAUUUAGGCCUCAAGGCAAGAAUGUCGCUAGUGCUGUCAAGGUUGUUGAGACUGCACUGGCUCUGCAGGAAGCUGGGUGUUUUUCUGUUGUUUUGGAAUGUGUGCCUGCACCUGUGGCUGCUGCUGCAACAUCUGCUCUUCGAAUACCCACCAUUGGUAUUGGGGCUGGACCUUUCUGCAGUGGUCAGGUGUUAGUUUACCAUGAUUUAUUGGGAAUGAUGCAACACCCACAUCAUUCCAAGGUAACCCCAAAGUUCUGCAAGCAGUUUGCACACGUGGGAGAUGUCAUAAACAAGGCUCUUUCAGAGUACAAGGAAGAAGUAACAAAUGGGUCGUUCCCAGGUCCUUCCCACACCCCUUACAAAAUUAAUGCAGCUGAUGUUGAUGGUUUCUUGACUGAGCUACAAAGGUUGGGUUUGGAAAAGGCAGCAUCCGCAGCUGCUACAGCCGCUGAGAAGAUUGAGACAGUUGAAUCGCACAUCGGAGGUAGCCCGAUACACAAUUGAAUCAGCAGUGAAUUGUAAGUAAGAGGUCUUCAUAUCAUUCAUCAUUACUCGGAUAGGAAAAUUUUGAGGAACAAGAACAUUCUUGUAGCUGUUGACGUCUUGCCAUUUUGUCCAAUUAACUCCUGACCACUGAAAUAAUUGCGUGUAUUUCAAAUGGGAAAUAGCUGCAAUGCGAUUGGCCAUUCGUCGGGUUAGUUAAGGUUUUACUGCAUCUGUAUUUUGUUGCUCUAUGAAUUAAUGAAAACCAUAUCCCUGGCGCUUUCCUC
Messenger RNA from Rhododendron vialii, 1511 nucleotides. Its product is annotated as 3-methyl-2-oxobutanoate hydroxymethyltransferase 1, mitochondrial-like. Gene Ontology annotation, molecular function: 3-methyl-2-oxobutanoate hydroxymethyltransferase activity; magnesium ion binding. Gene Ontology annotation, biological process: pantothenate biosynthetic process. The transcript is spliced from 5 exons. Lineage: Eukaryota; Viridiplantae; Streptophyta; Magnoliopsida; Ericales; Ericaceae. The record is from RefSeq and is a predicted model, not a curated record. The coding region runs from base 157 to 1245 and encodes 362 amino acids. Gene Ontology annotation, cellular component: mitochondrion.